Messenger RNA from Racocetra persica, 979 nucleotides. The record is from the annotation of a GenBank genome assembly. Lineage: Eukaryota; Fungi; Glomeromycota; Glomeromycetes; Diversisporales; Gigasporaceae.
UCAUAAAUGGGGUUAUGGAAAAUUAGAUGCGUACAGAAUAGUACAAAAUGCUAAAACUCAUAAGAAUCUUGGAAGUCAAGUAUACAUAGAAAUGCCUAUUAUUAUUGUCAAUGAACCAAUACCAUUUACUGAUACUGGAGUUAUAAGUAGAAUAAAUGUGACUCAGAAAGAUUUGGAUAAUGCUAAUUUUGCUCAUCUGGAACACAUCACUGUCACCAUUAAUAUUGAUCAUACUCGUAGAGGUGAUAUUGAAGUCGACUUAAUAAGUCCCUAUGGUACCGUGUCUCAUCUUGGUGCUACGAGGCGAUAUGAUGAACAUAAGGGAGGUCUUACCAAUUGGACUUUCAUGAGUGUAAUACAUUGGGAUGAGUCACCGAUAGGUGAAUGGGUUAUACAAGUGAGGGAUAGACAAAAUCCUGAACAUACUGGAACUUUUAAUGAUUGGAUGCUUAAACUUUGGGGUGAAGCAAGUACAAUUGUUACAUCGCCAAGUUUACCAUCCUCACCACCUCCUGUAGUAGGAUCUCCUACUUCAACCCCUGUAUUACCGGCUCUGCCAACACAAUCAGGUACUACGUCUGAAUCAAGGUCAAGUACUUGGAUCUUUGCAAUAUUUGGAAUGGGUGCGGCUUUCAUAUUUGCGGUAAUUGCAUAUUUCGCAAAAAGACGCUUCUGGGAUAAUAAGCGUGGACUAAGUUUCUUUACGCGAGAACCGUAUUCUCCAUUGCAAAUGGGUGACGCCACAAGUGGUGCUGACGUUUCUAUACCAUUAAAUAAACAAUUUAUGACAUCCAGAGAAUUAUUUGACGCAUUCGGUGACAGUUCUGGGGAUGAGGAUGAUGAAAGUACUAAAGUUGUAUUUGAAAAUGCGUAUAUGGAUGAAUAUAUAAAUGACGAUGAGAAGAAAGUUGAUAAUGAAGUUGACGAUGAGAAGAAAGUUGAUAAUGAAGUAGAAUAUAUAAAUGACGAUGAGAAGAAA